UAGGCAAUUCUUGAGUAGAGAGUAUCUUCUGUUCCUUUUCAAACGCCGCGGAUGUGCUGUAUACAUUUUUUGUACUGAAAGUCAUCCAUAUAAACCACGAACGUUUUCUAUGAAAAUUCAUUGCACAGUUUACACUAUCCGACAAACAACCAAUUUAAUUUAAUGUCUUAUUCCUCAGAAAUACUGCUCAACCCUAAUGUAACUCUGAUGUUCUGUAUCACCGCAAACAUAUAAAAAUCGGUGGAGAUAACUCUUCCAGUCAAAUACUCAGUGAUACCAGUGGAAGUGACAUCGUUUGAGAGCUCAUUCAAAAUGAAAGAAAUUGUGGUAUUGCUUCUUAUCAUCGCUACACUUUGCGGAACGAAGUCGUUCUCUGUGCAAAACUGGCAACAUAACCCUGAAAUUAGAAAUUUCCAUUGGCCCGCUGAUGCUGUUCUAAUGGGAAACAUACCAGAUAAAGAAAGGUUAGAUUUUAAAAACAUCGAGGCGGACAUACUCCCUCAAAAUUUUACUAAUCAAUUCCGAAAAUGUAGUACUACCAUAUUCUAUUAUGGAAAUAUUAAAACAAUCCACAUAAACCCUAAAUUAAUGCACAUUAGGUUAUAUUCCACAUCUACCGAAAAUGUGAUCAUUGAAAGUGGGAAUUACUACCAGCUGAAAGAAUUUGUGUGUAAAGAUGCAAAAUUGACACAUAUUCCAGAGAACGUAAGUCAACUGAAAAAAUUGAGAUAUAUGAGUUUUGAAAAUAACUUAAUACAAACAGUUCAACUUGACCAGUUUAAUGGUUUGGACUAUUUGCACAAUCUUGAUCUAUCUAGUAAUAAAAUAAAUCACAUUUACAAUCAUGGUUCGGUGAGUUUGCCGUCGCUAGAAAAUUUACAUCUCGGAGGCAAUCAAUUGAAACAUUUCGAUGUUUGUAGUUGGAACAUGCCUAAUCUUUACGAUCUCAAUCUUUUUAGUAAUGAGCUGACACAUUUCUCAAUUAAUCAUUUCCGCAGCCUUGAAAUAGUAAACCUAGCUGAAAACCCACUUAACUGUGUAUGGAAAAAUAGUUUACUAAGUAACAAACCAGAUAUGAGAAUUGAAGAACCACUUGCUUGCGACAGAAAUAACAAGGGUGUCUUUGGAUUAGAUUGCCCUUUUACGAUUGAUCAGUUACAGCAGCAGAAUUCCAAUUUUGAUUCCAGGUUAGCCCAAAUCGAAGAAACAGUAAUGAAAAACAACCAACAAUUUUCUGAAUUAGGCAACAGAGUACAAAAAUUUGAAACCGAAAUGAAUAAAAAAUUCCAAAAGAUGGAGCAAUUGCUGAUACAUUUAAGUAAAAAGAUCGUUGAACAACAAAAUGUUGCAAAUGAUAUUAUCGAGGCCAUUUAUAGGGCUGAAAUUGAGAGAACAUAUAAUUCCAAGCAAAAACCAUGA
Messenger RNA from Aedes albopictus (Asian tiger mosquito), 1419 nucleotides. Its product is annotated as leucine-rich repeat neuronal protein 1-like. Bases 313 to 1419 code for a protein of 368 amino acids. Lineage: Eukaryota; Metazoa; Arthropoda; Insecta; Diptera; Culicidae. The transcript is spliced from 2 exons. Gene Ontology annotation, molecular function: protein binding. The record is from RefSeq and is a predicted model, not a curated record.